Molecule: messenger RNA, 201 nt
Organism: Haemonchus placei
Lineage: Eukaryota; Metazoa; Nematoda; Chromadorea; Rhabditida; Trichostrongylidae
Source: the annotation of a GenBank genome assembly
AUGCGAGAACGGACGGGCAGGAGAAUUGGCCCGGGUUCGUUUCCUGGACCGACCGGGAAACGAACCCGGGCCGCCCGCGUGGCAGGCGAGCAUCGUACCACUGAACCACCGAUGCACCAUGUCAUGUCGUGGCCAAACUCCGUUCCCGUUCGUUCUCGAUCGGGCGAGAACGAACAGGAAGGGAAUUUGGUCACGACGUGA